Molecule: messenger RNA, 5014 nt
Organism: Pogoniulus pusillus (Red-fronted tinkerbird)
Lineage: Eukaryota; Metazoa; Chordata; Aves; Piciformes; Lybiidae
Gene: OIP5
Product: Opa interacting protein 5
Exons: 5
Coding region: 9-1016 (335 amino acids)
Biological process (GO): CENP-A containing chromatin assembly; chromosome segregation
Cellular component (GO): chromosome, centromeric region; nucleus; chromatin
Source: RefSeq, a predicted model, not a curated record
GGGAGAACAUGGAGGUGCGCAGGAAGCUAGAGGAGUUUUUCCAGGACCCGCAGCUUGACGGGGUCAUUGUUGUAGAGCGGCCGUCUUGCCCCGCCGCUGCCAUCGCCACACAGGUCCCGAAGCCGUCGUGCCGCUCCGCUGCCACACGGAUCCCGGAGCCGUCUUGCCCCGACGCUGCCUUUGUCACGCGGGUCCCAGAGCCGUCUUGCCCCGCCGCUGCCAUUGCCACACAGAUCCCAGACCCGUCGUGUUCCGCCGCUGCCACUGCCAUACAGGUCCCGAAGCCGUCGUGCAGCCCCGCCGCCACACGGAUCCCAGACCGGUCGUGUUCCGCCGCUGCCUUUGACAAGCGGGUCCCAGAGCCGUCGUGUCGUGACGCUGCCACACGGGUUUCCGAGCCGUCUUCCACUGCUGCCAGAGGAGUCUUGCCGCCGUCAUGUUCCUCGACGCCUUCCUUGCCCCCACGGCGGCGGACUCCGCUACCGGAGGGCUGCGCCAUGUUUCAGUGCCGCGGUUGUCGGGCCGUGCUGGGGGACUCGCUGCAUUUGUGCGCGCAGGAACCGCGGCUCGGCGUCCUCGUUUGCUUCAAAGUCACGAACGGCGUGUCGUGGGAGGAUUCGCUGGCGAUCGGCCUCGAGGGAUUCCCCCUGGGAUGUGCUUACUACUCACUAUUCUGUCAGUCAUGCGGCUGGAUCGUGGGCUUCAUUCUUUAUUCUGCUACCAGACACCUGGCCCACCUCCGAGGCUUCUUCUGUUUGUUCAAGGACAGCAUCCUCUGUUACCUCUUAAAGAAACAAAUUACAGUAGAAGCAACAAAUAUGAAUUUUCCUGAUGUGACCUUAAAGAGAAGACUGGAGGAAAUGAAAGAAAAGCUUGUGGGGGUCCAUGUUCGCAUAGAAAUGCUGAUGAAGAAGAUGGAGGAACUAGAACAAAAGUACAACGUGGCAGAAAAGCAAAGUUCUACAUCAGAAGUAGCAGGUCUACCACCAGGAUAUGCAAUAGUCAGUGUCAAUUAGGAAUAUGUAAUUUACAAGAACUGCUGGAGUUGUUUCUGCGUCUCUGCUGACUUUGUUCCUUCUAAUGAAAGCAUUCACAAUGCACCAGAAGAGGUUAGAGCAUUGAGCUGUCACUUUAUCUGUGCAUGGAAAGAACAAUGUAGAAGUGAAUCCCUUCAGACGAAGAGGAACACCUGAAACUAGGACAUACAGAAGUUAUGCUUGGAAAAAUGAAGAGCCUGCCAUUCAGCACAGGGCUCACUGAGACAGUAUAACUGACUUUCUAAUUACUUCAGGGGGAAAAACAGUCUUUGAAAUACUGAAAUCAGGUUUCUGGAAGGAUACAAAACAUACUAAUGGGAUGAUAUUUGAGAGAAACUGUUACAUCCUGAACAUUCUUACAGAGAUCUGAAGUUCCUGUCCUGCCUUUUCAUAUAGAUCCUUAUACUGGUCAUGUCAGCUACCUGUUGUUCAGGUGCCUCAUUAGCUGCAUCUGGUAUGUCAGCAACUAAGUGACCUCCUGAGUAGUUCUAGAUUUGCUUGUGUGUGGCCUGCAAAAGGAGCACGCUAGAGUGUCAGAGAGGCUGUGCCGUGCUUGGUGUGCAAAUCUGGAUGGCACAGUGUUGGCUGGAGCACGAAGUUUUGGAUUUCAAAUCCAAGGGCAACCCACAUACCUGCUAGGUCCUCUGGAAAUGCAGCCCCAUCGCUGCACAAGACUGAGUCGAGUUCUGGUAGCUCCAUGAAGCUUAGGCUAUGAGCAUCUGCCUCUAACAGAUUUGAGCCCUUCUUUCUAGGGCUGAAGCUGCAAAACCAAGAAACAGUCUUGUCAUCUUCAUUUCUGCACAGCUGGGGGAAGUGCUUUGCUGAAGUUGUGAUGGAUCUGCCUGCUACCUUCAUUUGGCCAGUCAAGAUGUUUCAUCAAAAAUACCUAAUGCAUACUUAUUGGCAUGUGUCUGGUUUGAAUAGGUUCUGCUUCUUUCCAAACAUCUAGAAAAUACUUGUAUGCAAAAGGAAGACCACUACUUGCCCCUUGUUACAGGGACAGAAUAUCUUUAUCCCUAAUUCUUGUUAGUUAGAAGAUCAAGGGUCUUCUUCCUCUUACUGACAUUUUAAACCUUCCAUAAAGUUUAGGAGAUCAGCUUAAUUCCAGUGAUUCAUUUUGCCAUCCACUUUUUUUCUGCAUCCCUGUGACUGGCAGAUUGCCCUCCCCCUUGCUGCCAACACAAGUACUUUGUGUGUUUCAGUCUGAAUAGUUGGUAAAAUAACUCCCCUCGUGAGCUUGGAGCAGAGGGGACAGAAACAACUGCAAGGCACCCCAGAGGCUUUAGUUGAGCAGCUGGUACCUCUACUAUUAUUGUCCAACUGUGCUGCUUGCUUUUAUUUAUGAAGAGUUCUGUUUUGUCUCUGUUUUGAUUAAGCAGUAACAUUAGAAUGCCAAGAGCCAUCCUGCAGGGAGACAAGGGGCUCUCUCUCUUAAAAUUCCAAUACUGUCUAUUUAAAUUAAUCUUAUUUUUGCAAAUUUGGCAAGUAUUAAGUACAAAAAUGCAGUGCUUUUCAAUGACAGCUCAAUUCAGGACAAUAACUCUUGGCAGAUCUGUUUCAGGAGAUGCAAUAAUAAAUGUCCUCUACAAGGAUCUCUGUCCUGAACCCCUAAAUGGGAGAUAGCUCUUAACAGUUCUCACUGGCCAUGCACAUAAAACUUUGAUUUGCUGUAUUUGAUAAUUUCAUUUAUUAAGAAGUUGUGUUGUGCAGUGACUUCUGCAUUACAUUCAAGGGCCUCUGGGUCUUCAGCUGGGAUCUUGAGACUAAGCUUAUCUUGUGCAAGCAUCUCCCUGGCUCAGAGAAAUGGUAACUUCACCCUUGUGUUACUUCUUAAGUGACAGCACUUUUGUUGUUGCAUCAGCCUAGGAAAGGUGAUUAGUAACAGGACUGCUUCCUUUUGCCCUUUCCUUCUGAAUUCUGCAUUAGGAGUGGUUCUUUGCUCUUUACUUUACAUCUCUUCUAUGUGUAACUGUGCUCUGUUGUCUCACUCCACUAUUGAAGUGUCCUCCCCUGGAAGGAAAGCUGUCAGUUACAUUUUAAUAUAUAAUCUUUACAGUUGUAAAGAAUAAACUUUUAAACUGAAAAAGAGAGGCAGAAAUUCAGAAAUGUAUACACAUGUAAGCAGAAGACAUGAGUUUAUGACUCACAUGGUAUAUACCUUCUGCUUAGAUUAUGGUUGCUGACAAAUGACUCCCCCAAGUUACCUUGCUUGGGACCUGGGUCUUCAUGAAGCAUUACAUGAAUGCUGCUUGUGUUAUUUAGCAUGAAUCUAAACAAAUAAUGAGGACAUACUAAAUAAUAGCAGGUGAAAUUUUAAACUGUACUUCUGUAAUCUUUGGAAAUGGGAAGACCUUUGCUCUGUUGGGUCAAGCUGUGAUCCUUCCUGUCUGUUGGUCAGAUGAUGUUUUUCCUGGCACUGACCAUCACCUGAUGAAACUGCUGACACCUGCAGCAGUACAGUGUUUUAGGUAAGUUUUGGGUUAAGCAGCAAGCCACAAAAAAGUUCAUUAUCUUCAGCAAUUCAGAAUGAGCAGGUAUUGAGGUAACAACUCAAACCUAUGGGAGCAUCUUAAGUGAUGCUCAUGACCUAUUCCUGAAAGGUUCAGCAUUGGAUCCCACAGCCUGUCCCAGGUUCCAAUACUUCUGAAUUCACAACUUACCAGCGGAUAUUCCUUUGUCAAUCCAGCAUAGACCUCAUCUCUAGCUAGAGGUCUGGAGCGACGCAUUUUAGUUUUAAGUACAGCCAGGGCUGCUCUGGCUUGGGAUUCUCAAUAUCAGCCAUGUAGAAAGCAAGUCUCAAGAUUAGGCCUUCAUCAGGUCAUUUUAUGUUGGCUAACCAGCAUCUGUCUUCACUGCAAUUUAAAGACAAAAACUAGAAAAUGAAGCAAAAUUGAGGUAAUUAAAUGGGCUACAGAAGCAGCAGUCAUACUGUGAGUCUUCUAUAAGCUGGCAAAAGGGUUAGCAAUUCCUAACAUGUUAUGGAACGCAGGGUUGGAAGCAUCAUGUGGGGUUCAGCAGUCCUCAUGUGAGGUGGCAUCGUGCUGCUACGCUACAGCACUUCAAAACUGCUUUCAGCAGCAGCUGCAUGGAAGUCAUGCCUCCCUGCAGGCAGACACAGAGCUUUUCACAAUAAACAAUCUAUACAUACGAAACAGUUUUCUGAGGGGCUUAGUACUUCUAGGGAAUCUGUACUAACAGCAGCAGCUUUCUGCUACCAUCUACAACAACCCUUGAAGCUUUUACCUGGCAAGCUGCCCAUCUUAUUGCAAGUGGAGUAAGUUUUAUUUCAGUUGUCUUCCGAGAAGUUAGAGGCUCUUAUGCCUGAAGCCUGAGGGAACAGCUGGACACAAAGCAGCUAUAAUGCAUGGGUGAGUUUAUCUCCAAUUGCUACAGAGGUAUGGCAGGUAAAAACACAUCUCAGAAGUGAAGCAUAAGGUGCGCUAAGUUGGUGAAUUUGUCUUCUGAACAAAUGACACAUCCAGGGUUAGUGCAUUCUCAGCCUGUGCUGCUUUAUUGCUAAAAAAAUUUGUAUACAGGUGCAGAGUUUCCAAGUUCAUUUUUAAACAGUUCCUCUUUACAGUGUCAAAAGAAUAAAAUCUUAUCUUGAAAUCCUCAAAUAUGCAUAGAUAUAAAAGCAAGCUGCCUUUUGGAAAACAAAACAACAAACAAAUUUGCAGGGAGACAUUCUUUCACUGUUACCAUGUAAAACACGUGUGCAAUGGGAGUACAUAGUUCUAGUGACACCAAUAAUUUCCUCCACUAAUCCAUUUGAGCAUGCUCUCAGAAGUUUAGUAUAAGAAGUAUUUUCUAGCCUAUUUAAGUACUACAGUAAUUUUUCAGGACCUAUAACUAAUACUUCUCCUUUGCUUUCAUACUUUUCAAAAAAAGGAGGAUAUCUUCACUGACAUCUUAAAGAAGCUUAUUGCCCAGGUGUUAUAUUGAAGGGAAUAAGCACUAACAAAGGACACAACUGCUUA